Dromaius novaehollandiae (emu) is the source of this 3047-nucleotide messenger RNA. It is a transcript of the gene KCNV2, whose product is annotated as potassium voltage-gated channel modifier subfamily V member 2. The transcript has 2 exons. The record is from RefSeq and is a predicted model, not a curated record. The coding region runs from base 325 to 2043 and encodes 572 amino acids. Gene Ontology annotation, cellular component: voltage-gated potassium channel complex; membrane. Gene Ontology annotation, molecular function: voltage-gated potassium channel activity. Gene Ontology annotation, biological process: protein homooligomerization; potassium ion transmembrane transport. NCBI's taxonomy places the organism in Eukaryota, Metazoa, Chordata, Aves, Casuariiformes, Dromaiidae.
AUCAUUCACGUCACAGACUGAGGGAGAUGAGGCUGGAACAGGAUAAUAGCCUCUAAAUCCCCUUCUCUAAGCACUCAGAUCUUCCCUGUCAGCAAGAUUAAAACGGUCAACAGCAGUCUUCGUGUGUCUGUAUCUCACACUGAGCUUUCACAACUGGAGUGGUGGCUGGCGGGGAGGAAAAUGCAGAACUGCUGCUGCGCUUGAUGCUGCUGAGAUAGGAAGAGAAGAAAGCAGAACUGUCAGCCUUUGUGGUUUUACAAAGGAUUGGUGCUAAUUUCUCAGUCAGGUGAAUGCAAAGAAAGGAGAAGAGUAAGAAAAAUCAUUAUGUUGCAGUUUAACCAGAGGGGGCAGCUUCUAUUCCCAAAACAUAAAGUAGAAGAGAGAGAAGCAUCAAAUGCUCUCCCACCGUCUGACAAGGGGAACGAAAAUGAAAGCAUGCAUUUAGACAAGCAGAGUGGCUUUUCUGCUACUACUCGAUUGAGCUCCCAGCCCCUACUGCUCCUGGGACCCGAGGGGAAUUACAACUAUUAUGUGGAUGAUGAAGACGAGGAAGAGGAAGAACAAGGAAAGUGGCCAAACGGAGACUCAUUUGAGGGAGAAAACAAGCUCUCUUCAUCCAUUCCUUGCUCCCCUUCUCUUUCCGCUGAAGCCCCGGCUACGGCUUCCACCUCAUCAAUGCUGAACAUCAACGUCGGCGGCCAAAGCUACCGCCUCACCUACCAGGCGGUGGCCAUCUACCCCAAGACCCGCCUGGGCCGUCUGGCAACUUCCACUGACCGCCACUGCCAGCUGGGCCUGUGCGAUGACUACGCCGCGCAGGUAGACGAGUAUUUCUUUGACCGGGACCCGGCUGUCUUCCAGCUGGUGUACAACUUCUACGCCUCGGGGGUGCUGCGUGUGCGGGACGAGCUGUGCCCCUGCAGCUUCCUGGAGGAGCUGAGCUACUGGGGCGUGCGGCUCAAAUACACGCCGCGCUGCUGCCGCAUCUGCUUUGAGGAACGCCGCGACGAGCUCAACGAGCAGCUCAAGGUGCAGCGCGAGCUGCGCUCCCAGGCCGAGACCCAGGAGAACGAGCAGCUCUUCCACCACAUGCGCUACUACGGUCCCCAGCGCUGGCGCCUCUGGAACCUCAUGGAGAAGCCCUUCUCCUCCGUCACUGCCAAGGUGAUGGCCGUGGCCUCCAGCUUCUUCGUGCUCAUCUCCGUGGUGGCCCUGGCACUCAACACUGUGGAGGAGAUGCAGCAGGUGGACAGGAAGAGCGGGGAGAGCCGGCCCGUCCUGGAGCACAUUGAGACGCUGUGCAUCGCCUUCUUCACGCUGGAGUACCUGCUGCGCCUGGUCUCUACCCCCGACCUGCGCCGCUUUGCCAGCAGCGCGCUCAACGCUGUAGACCUCAUCGCCAUCCUGCCCCUCUACCUCCAGAUGCUGCUGGAGUGCUUCGCUGACGAUGACCAGCCCCGAGGCCGGGGCUCUCAGCACGAGCACGACAUCGAGAAGGUGGGACGGGUGGGCAAGGUGGGACAGGUGCUUCGCAUCAUGCGCCUCAUGCGUAUCUUCCGCAUCCUCAAGCUGGCCCGGCACUCCACGGGGCUGCGUGCCUUCGGCUUUACCUUGCGCCAGUGCUACCAGCAGGUGGGCUGCCUUUUCCUCUUUAUUGCCAUGGGCAUCUUCGCCUUCUCCGCCAUGGUCUACACCGUGGAGCAUGAUGUCUCCAGCACCAACUUCACCAGCAUCCCCCAUGCCUGGUGGUGGGCUGCCGUCAGCAUCUCUACGGUGGGAUAUGGCGAUAUGUGCCCAGAAACUCACCUCGGCCGCUUGUUUGCUUUCCUCUGCAUUGCUUUUGGCAUAAUCCUGAACGGGAUGCCCAUCUCUAUCCUCUACAACAAAUUCUCAGACUAUUACAGCAAGCUGAAGGCCUACGAGUACACGGCUCUCCAGAAAGAAAGGGGGAAGGUGGACUUUAGACGGAGAGCGAUGAAGAAGAUAUCCGAGUGCUGCGGAGAAGGCACGACCCACGAUUUGCCACGACACCGACGCAGCUAGUGCGUUGUACAUCAGGAGGGCACAGGGGAGCUGAAGGAGCAAAACAGACCCACCAAGUCAAGCGAAGACAAAGAAGUUGAAAAGCCUGCGAGUAACAAAGGUAGAUGGUGAAAUCUUUUUGGAAGAGGGGCUGUUGGAAAAAAGCAGAAGCCUCAGAGUCCUCGGGGAGAUCUGGGGAGCUGGGGCUUUGCUGGGCUGGGGGCAGCACUUACUGCUCGGCUGCUGUCGGAGAUGGUGGGCGUCAGCUCAGCUGUGCGGAGGGUCUGAAACCAGGCCCCCCCCCGAAAUGUAGCCCCCAGCUGCUGCUGAGACCCACAAUAAACACCCACCAUGCCCGAACCACAGCAAAGCCGGCUGCUACCGCUCGGGGUCAGCUGCUCGACCAGGGUCCGCGCAAUCAGUCUCAAAAGUCAAGCAAACGUAGAACACCCUGUACAUUGACUGCGUGGCUGAAAUCGGUUUUCCAUCAGCUUUCAAACCCAGGAAAACAGCAUUUACCUGCAUAUUAGCAGCAUCUAUACUCCUUAAGCUUUCAGUUCCUAUUUACACUGUCACAUAGCUAUGGCUCUGUGUGCCAAUUUUACUUGUCAAACGCAGCACUGCAAAUUGUCAUGCUUAGGUGAGCAACACAUUGGUUGGUUUGUCUAUUUCCACCCCACCACCUCCAUAAUGAGCUUUCAUAAUGGUAAGAACUAGUGAAGAAAUCUGGAGUUGGAGCUGAUUGAUAAACCGCAUUGAUCAAUUUCCAAAGCAUUUCCAGGCCAAAAGCUUUUUCAGGUUUAGAAUUAAGUGAUAAAAUAAAUCUAUGUUACAAUGUUUAGUGCAUCUUCUUAUUGAGUUGUUAGAAUAAUAACGGGUCUGUCGUGGGACAUAAAUGUUAGAGCAAUGUUCUGAAAAACUAUUGGAAUUAAACAUGUAAUGGAUAAUAGCUCAUAAAAAAUUUUCUUAAGAAGGAUCUUAUCAGUACUUAUUUGUAACAGUUUUUAAAUACAGUUUGAACAUGA